AUGGUGUGCGCCAAGUGCCAGAAAAAGCUCAAGUCCACUGAGCUCGCCACGCCGGGCGUCAAGCGCAAGAAUGAUAUGUACUACGGCUCUCCGUCUACCACGCUAGGCGGUUCCUCGGCGGCUGGUGCGGCGAAGGGCAAAUCCACUCUGGGUAACACGGGUAUUGGCAAGAACAAACUUCUCAGCGCGAAGGCGAAGAAUCCUUAUGCGGCUUAUGCUUCGUCUUGUGAGACGUGUAAGACGAAGACGGAGGCUGGGAAGAAGUACUGCCAGCGAUGUGCUUAUCAGAAGAAUGCCUGCCCGAUGUGCGGCAAGAGUAUGUCUGGCAAAUCAGCCAAGGACCAGCCUGUUGUACAAGGCCAGAAGUUCAAUUUGAAGUGA
This is a messenger RNA of Penicillium maclennaniae, 381 nucleotides long. RefSeq names its product cysteine-rich PDZ-binding protein. Lineage: Eukaryota; Fungi; Ascomycota; Eurotiomycetes; Eurotiales; Aspergillaceae. Gene Ontology annotation, molecular function: microtubule binding. The record is from RefSeq and is a predicted model, not a curated record. The transcript has 3 exons. Gene Ontology annotation, biological process: cytoplasmic microtubule organization. Bases 1 to 381 code for a protein of 126 amino acids.